GGUGCCAGAGGAGGCCCAGCUGGUUGCAGGUUGGCAGCCAAGGUUUUAGUUUGGAGCCCGACCGGGACUCGAGUAGGUCAACUGCAGUGGGGACCGGUUGCCUGCAAGUCAUUGAUGGGUACUGCUCGCUAGCGAGGACUUAAGAGCAAUUUUGGAGCUCUAGGAUCCAUUAAGAAGGCAAGGGGUACGAAUGAGCGAACGCCGGGACACCGAAAGGCUCCUGGCCUAGAGACCGUGCUGUGUCGUCUCUCUUCGAUAUCAAGGCUUAGCCUUUAGAUUUAUAAUUUUCUUUUUCUCGGCAUCAGAUUUUCAAGAUUUCCCGUCUUGACUGUGCCUCACAACACUGGCUCUCACGGGCCUGGACUAGGCGUGAAAGCUGGUGAAUAGGUUCUUAAUUUGGUGACGAAUAUUCCAGUGUUGUUGCGAACGACCGCCAGGGCGCGAGUUGAGCUGCCAACAAUACAAGAUGGGGUUCUUACACCAGCUCCGGCUACUGCUCUGGAAGAACUUCACCCUCAAGAAACGCAGCCCCUGGGUUGCUGCGUUUGAGCUGUUCAUCCCCCUGGUGCUGUUCUUCAUCCUCAUGGCCAUCCGACAGAAGAAGCCGGCGCGGCCGCAUGGAGAAAGUUACUUUGCUGCCCAGCCCCUCCCCUCCUCCGGAGUCCUGCCAGUGAUGCAGGCUCUCUGUCCCGGGGGGCACAGGGACAGCUACGGCUUCCCCAGAUACGACAAGUCCACAGCAUACCAGUUCCUGGAGCGUCUGAGUAACUCUGUCCAGCAGAAUGCCCUGUUUGAUGAGGACAGUGACGUCCGGCAGAAGUUCUACGAGAUUCUGCACAACUAUGAGUCUCUGGUCAACGACCCCAACUCACUCGAGCAGCGCUUUGCUCAGGCAAAAGACUUCAGUUUGGGCUCGGUGCUGACUGACAAGUCAGAAUUCCAGAAGGUGCUGAUGAACAACCUGUCGCUAUCCCAGGAUGCAGCAGACUACAUCAUCAACACACCCAUACACAUACAACAGCUGUAUGCACUACUCUUCGGCAGCCCGACCCGAAACCUCCACAACGCGACCGACCAGGUCCUGAAGCCCAAGCACAUCUGGAGCAUCUUACAGGGGAAGCUCAACAGUCUUAAAGACGGGCUGGUGUACCAGACGCUGACCAACCCUCAGAAGCUGUCCACGAAGGAGGGACUGCUGGCGCUGCUCGGGCAGAGUCUGGGGCUGGGGACGUUAGGGGAGAAGGCAGAGGAGAAAGUGCUACAGCCCCCACAGCAGAUGGUCAAAAGUCUCGAGUCUGUGCUGCUGACCCCUGACCACCUGCAGUAUCUGGUGUGUAACAGUUCAGCAGGGCAGAUCAUCACACAGCAACAGGGACAGGAGGGAAGUAUGGCUGAAGUUCACCAGGCCCUGUGUAACACUACCCACACCAAAGCUAAGUUCACAGCCCUGGCAGAAGGACUGAAGGCCCAGCUGAACCAGAAAGCUGUCGUGGACCAGCUUGGUCUGGACCAAAUGGACAUAGUGGAAAACCAGGAGAAGAUGGAAAGUCUCAUGGAGGCUCUGGAAGAGUUCGCCAUCUUCCAGUCGGGACUCCACGACCUGAGCGACAUUGCCUCCGUCUUCCCAUCAUACACCUGUUCUGGGAUCACGGGGGAAGAGGGGGAGGCUCCGACGGACCCGGCUUCGCAGGCCGUCACAGCCGGUUCUGUAGGUCCUGAUGCUGAUUGUAACCCCCCUGAUACAGGCCCAACCCAAGAACCUUAUGGCAACCGUUCCAGUGAAUGUACAGAUGGUAACAGUACAGUGACAGAGCCUGACAGUCCAACAUCGCAGGUCCACCAUGUUCACAACAAACUGUCCGGUUUCAUCCGGAUCUGGACGUCACUGCAGCCGACCAUCUGUGGGGUCAACAAGACCAUGACAGAGGAAGCCUUGGAAGCUGGUGACCUGCGGUCCAUGGGGUACAACAAGAAGGAGAGGAGAGACCUGGGACUUCUUCUCCAUCUUCUCACCAGCAAUCCCAAGAUCCUCUACUCCCCCAACGGAACCUGGGCCGACAGCAUGACCUUCCCAAAUGGAACCGAGAUUGACAAGGUCAUAAAAAAGGUGGCAGAACCGUUCACCUUCAUCAGUAACGUGACCUUCAUCGCCGACCAAUGGCUGAACAGGUCUCGUGAGCUGCGGCACUUUAUCCAGGAGAACUCCACACAACAGGACAUCCAGUGGCUGAGACAGUUGAAGGAUGCGUACGCAGCCAACCCCCAGCUACUGAACAUGACCACCAACCCGGUGAUCCGACGCUUUGUGCAGUCCCCAAACGUCAUCCCCAAUGUUACCACAGUCCUCAAGCAGCUGGAGAACAUCGACAACCUGGCCUGCGGAUGGAUCAAACUGGUGUCCAAUUUCAACCUGAGCAUCUUCAUGCCGUUCCCGAACGAGGAGGCCCUGGUGAACUACACCCUGCACCAGGCACAGAAGGACAACGUCACGGUCUUUGCAAGCGUGGUGUUCAAUGUGACCAACACCACCGGCCAGCUACCGGCUCACAUGGUCUUCAAGAUCCGGCAGAACGCCAGCUUCACCCAGAAGACCACCCAGAUCCGGCGGAAGUACUGGCGCCCAAACCCGAACCACGGGCACGAGCUGUACUACCAGUUUGGCUUCAUCUGGAUACAGGACAUGAUAGAGCGAGCGCUGAUCAACGUGGUGGUGGGGCAUGAUGUUGUGGAACCCGGCAGCUAUGUGCAUGAGUUUCCCUACCCCUGCUUCAUGGCAGACGACUUCCUGUUCAUGAUAGAACACAUGAUGCCGCUCUGCAUGACGAUCUCCUGGGUCUACACCGUUGCUAUGCUGGUACAGAACAUCGUGUAUGAGAAGGAACAACGGCUAAAAGAGGUGAUGAAGAUGAUGGGCUUGAACAAUGCUGUCCACUGGGUUGCCUGGUUCAUCACUAGUUUCCUGCAGAUGUCCCUGACUGGGACCUUCCUCAUGCUCAUCCUGCAAUACAGCCAGAUCCUGACCUACAGUAACCCCUGGAUCACUUUUCUCUUCAUCGAGCUGUACAUUGUGGCAACUAUAUCCUUCAGUUUCUUUGUGAGUGUGCUGUACUCCAAGGCCAAAGUUGCGGCAGCCUGUGGUGGGAUCAUCUACUUCCUGAGUUAUGUGCCAUAUAUGUACGUCGCCAUCCGAGAGGAGGUCGCCAACGACAAAAUCACUGCAGUCGAGAAAAGUAUUGCUUGCCUGAUGUCCACAACAGCCUUUGGCCUGGGUGCCAAGUACUUUGCGCUUUACGAGGAGUCAGGGACGGGCAUUCAGUGGGACAACUUCCUACAGAGUCCUGUAGAGGGGGACGCCUUCAACCUGUGCCGGGUCAUGGUUAUGCUGGUGGUGGACAGCUUUGUGUACUGUCUGCUCACCUGGUACAUCGAGGCUGUACAUCCAGGUUCGUACGGGCUGCCCCGUCCCUGGUACUUCCCCUUCCAGAAGUCCUACUGGUUCGGCCACGGGAGGCAGGAGACUCUGGACUGCCACAUGCCGUGUUCCCGCGGAACCAACUACAGCCUGGCACUGUCAGAGGAGGAUGGGGCAUGCGCCGCAGAGGAUACUGGAGAGGAGCAAGUUUCUUUUGAGGAGGAGCCUACCCACUUGCCCAUGGGUGUCUGUAUCCACAACUUGGUCAAGGUGUACAAGACAGGAAACAAGCUGGCUGUGAACAAGCUGGCGCUGAAUCUGUACGAAGGACAGAUCACCUCCUUCCUGGGGCACAAUGGAGCCGGCAAGACUACAACCAUGUCCAUCCUGACAGGACUGUUCCCGCCUACCGCCGGCUCUGCCACCAUAUAUGGGCAUGACAUCCGCACGGACAUGCUGGAGAUCAGGAAGAGCCUCGGCAUGUGCCCGCAGCACAACGUGCUGUUCGACAAGUUGACUGUGGAGGAACAUGUGUGGUUCUACGCCCGACUGAAAGGCAUGCAGUCAGCUGAUAUUGAGAAAGAUCUACAACAACUGAUUGGAGACGUGGGUCUUCAGCACAAGCGGAAGGACCCAGUGUCCUCCCUGUCUGGCGGGAUGAAGAGGAAACUCUCCGUGGCCAUCGCGUUUGUCGGGGGGUCACGUACCGUAAUCCUGGAUGAGCCCACCGCAGGGGUGGAUCCCUACGCUAGGAGGGCCAUCUGGGACUUCCUCGUCAACUACAAGAGAGGCCGAACCAUCCUGCUGUCCACCCACCACAUGGACGAGGCAGACAUCCUGGGGGACCGCAUCGCCAUCAUCUCCAACGGCCAGCUGCGCGCCUGUGGCACCUCGCUGUUCCUCAAGAGCACCUUCGGGGACGGGUACCGGCUCACCGUGGUGAAGCGGCCGGUGGACAGGGAAGAGCAGGGGUCCGGAGAGCCUGACCUGAACUCCUCCUCCUUAUCCAACGGCUCCAUCAUCACCAGGUGUGUGGAACAAAAGGUCUCCAAGUUCAUCAGACAGCACGUGGCUGGAGCUGUCCUCCUGUCUGACACCAACCGUGAGAUCUCCUACAUGCUCCCGUCCGAGGCCGUCAAGAAGGGCUGCUUCGAGAAGCUGUUCAGCGCCCUUCAGAGCAAGCUGGAUGACCUUGACCUGAGCAGCUUUGGGCUGACGGACACGACCUUGGAGGAGGUGUUCCUCAAGGUCACAGAAGCCACUGGCAAUGACCUUCCAGAGAAAGAAGAGAAGGACUCCAUCCCCCUGCCCACGCCCCCUGAGGUGUCCAGCCCUCCUGUGGUGACCCCGGGUGACCCCUCCAUGGUGGAGCUGGAGAUGCCCGUACGCGGCGGGGUCAGCAGUGGGGUCAGCGCGGGGUCGUACGAUCGGCUGAUGGAGGAUGGGGACAACAUCAGUCAGCAAAGUGAUGAACCAGUGGAAGAUCCCAUCUGCCUGGACCAGGAGGGGGUGGGUAGCUACCGCCUGGAGGGAUGUCAGCUGGCCUUCAGCCAGUUCUGGGGACUCAUGAUCAAACGCUUCAACUUUUCCCGCCGGAACACCAAGGCUCUCUUCUCUCAGAUUGUCCUUCCUGCUCUCUUCAUCUGCGUUGCCAUGACAGUGGCGUUGUCGGUUCCCGACAUCGGAGACUACCCCCCUCUGGUGCUGAGCCCGUCCCAGUACCACAACUACACCAGCCCUAUCGGCAACUUCAUCCCCAUCUCUGAUGAGAAGGAAAUGCAGGAGACCCAGCUCUAUGUGGACGCCACUGCGCAGGAACUCAUGCAAACGGUGCACCUUCCGUCAGGAAUCGGCGCUACAUGCGUCCUUAAGUCGCCUUUCAACGACACGCUAUCCAUGGAGGUCAUCAAGCUCAACCUCACAGAUGGAGCAAAGUUGCCGCUGACGGACAAGUACUUUGACGAGACCUGUCGACAGUCGUUCGUGCACGGGGUCCGUCUGGAUAACUAUGUGCCAAAACCCCCCACGCCGGCCCCGCCCCCCAAGAGCCUUCACCAGAAACAGAACAUCCACUACUCUACAUCAUUUGAUCCCAACCCCAACCACACAGUCCAUGAGAACCUGCCUGUGCCCCAGUGCCAGUGUAUGAAGGACAACACCGGGUUCCUGUGCACCCCUGACCCCUACCCUCCCCACCGCUUCAAGGUCAUCACCGGGGACAUCCUGCUGGAUGUGACGGGACGGAACACGUCCUUGUGGUACCUCAAUACCAACGACCUCUACAGGUUACACAGGUAUGGCGCCCUGUCCUUUGGGAAUGUCCGAGAGUACGUGCCGACUUCCCUCAACAACAUCCACGACUCCGCGCAGAGUUCUUACUCAGGACUCAGGAAACUCGCCGUCAGACAUGUGGCAAAGGCCUGGUACAACCACAAGGGCUACCACAGCAUGCCCACCUACCUCAACACCCUGAACAAUGCCAUCCUCAGGGCAAAUAUCCCCAAGUCUGAACAGGACCUCGGCAACCCUGCAGCCUAUGGUAUCACCGUGAUCAACCACCCGAUGAACGAGACGAGCACGCGGCUGACCUCGGAGUACAUCCUGCAGGGCACCGACGUGGUCAUCGCCAUCUUCAUCAUCGUCGCCAUGUCCUUCGUGCCCGCCAGUUUCGUCGUGUUUCUCGUCUUCGAGAGGUCAAUCAAGGCUAAGCACCUGCAGUUCGUCAGCGGAGUUAACCCUGUCAUCUACUGGGUCUCCAACUACGCCUGGGAUAUGUUGAACUACCUCCUCCCAGCCACCUGCUGUGUGAUCAUCCUCACAAUCUUCGACCUGCCGGCGUACACCUCGAGCACAAACUUCCCUGCUGUGGUGGCACUCUUCCUCAUGUAUGGCUGGUCCAUCACCCCCAUGAUGUACCCAGUGUCGUUCUGGUUCAACGUGCCGAGCCACGCCUACGUGUUCCUCAUCGUCAUCAACUUGUUCAUUGGCAUCACCGCUACCGUGGCAACCUUCAUGUUCCAGCUCUUCCAGUACGACAAGGACCUGCAUGCCAUAAACGAGUACAUGAGGAAGGCGUUUCUGCUGUUCCCUAACUACUGCCUGGGGCGGGGCCUGAUGGACCUGGCUUACAACGAGUACUUCAACGAGUACUACCUCAAGAUUGGUCAGGAGGACAAGGUGAAGUCGCCCUUUGACUGGGAGCUGGUGACCCGCAGUCUCGUUGCCAUGGCAGCAGAAGGCCUGGUGUUCUUCUUCAUCACCAUCCUCUGUGAAUACAAGUUCUUCUUCAAACCAAAGUACAUUGCUGUCUCUGAUGAACCGAUUGAGGAUGAGGACAUCGAUGUGGCCAACGAGCGCCAGCGAAUCCUGAGGGGCGACGCGGACAAAGAUCUCAUGAAGCUGGCCAACCUCACUAAGGUGUACAAGACCAGUAAGAGGAACGGGCAGACUCCAGCUGUGGACAGGCUGUGUGUGGCAGUGCCAUGUGGGGAGUGCUUUGGACUACUGGGAGUGAACGGUGCAGGUAAAACCACCACCUUCAAGAUGCUGACAGGAGAGAUCGCUGUGACUGGCGGAGAGGCCUUCCUCAACGGACACAGUAUCCUAAAAGACAUCAUCAAAGUUCACCAGAGCAUAGGAUACUGCCCGCAGUUCGACGCUCUGCUUGACGAACUCACGGCUCGCGGCCACCUGACCAUGUACGCACGGCUACGGGGUAUCCCAUGGUCUGAAACUGAUCAGGUUGUGAACUGGGCCCUGAGAAAACUGGCCCUGAUGCCGUAUGCAGACAAACCAGCGGGAACGCUCAGCGGGGGAAACAAGCGCAAACUGUCCACCGCCAUCGCCCUCAUCGGCUUCCCUCCUCUCAUCUUCCUCGAUGAACCGACCACGGGGAUGGACCCGGCAGCCCGACGCUUCCUGUGGGACCUCAUCAAGUCCAUCAUCCAGACAGGACGGUCUGUGAUCCUCACAUCACACAGUAUGGAGGAGUGUGAGGCCCUGUGCACCCGGCUGGCCAUCAUGGUUAACGGCAGGUUCAAGUGUCUGGGCAGCAUCCAGCACCUCAAGAACAGGUUUGGAGAUGGCUAUAUGAUCACGGUCCGGGUGAAACCUGGAGCCGAGGUGAAGCAAGUCGUCAGGUUCUUCAACCGCACAUUCCCAGAGGCUGUCAUGAAGGAGCGUCACCACAACAUGGUUCAGUACGAGCUGAAGUCAGCUGACCUGUCGUUGUCCUUCAUCUUCUCCAAGAUGGAGGAGGUUCAGGAGACACUAAGGAUAGAGGACUACUCCGUCAGUCAGACAACACUCGACAAUGUGUUUGUGAACUUUGCCAAGAAGCAGAGCGACAUCUUCGACGACUCCGUCCCCACGGAGAGCACCACUCCGUCGCCACGGCGAUUCCGGCUGUUCCGCCGGCGCACGGAGACGGAGAUGCAGCCCAUCGUUCUGUCUGAGGAGACUCUGGACCAGGAGGAGGCUGUGUCCAUCCAGCUGGAACAGUCCAUGGCUCGUCUAGACUUCAUUGACUCUACCUGUUGACCCAACUGUAAAAACAUCACAAAGUCAUCAUCCCAACUGCACCACUGUGAAGACUGUACAAUGUAAUAAGCAACACGUGUGAGAAACUCAAGCCACUAGCCAUGCAGGUGCCACCUAAGAGAAGGACUUCUGACAAAACCGUGGCCAAAUCAUAAUUCCUGUAGUUGACCUGCAGGGAAAUUGUGUACCACAGCAAUAGUAGGGGUAGAUUAUGAAUAGAGACUGGACUUUUCAUGAACAACACAUGGAAGAAUUGGAACUUACUCACUCACUCACUCACUCACUCACUAUCCGGUUUAACAUCCUUUGUUCCCCGUUGGGUGAGGGUUAAAUGUCCCAUAAAUUGACCAUAUUUUUUGCUGAUUCUGGCAGCCUUAAUUGUUCAGAAACUGGAAACACCCAAUACAUGUACCUUUGGACAUGACGUUAGAGACACGUAACUGUUGCAACGGGUUAGCCGAGGUAACCUGUGUCGCCCCCCAUCUAUUGUCUCACACUGUCAGAUGGUCAUCAAAUGUACACUGCUUCCUUCACUCCUCUUGUAAAGAAAUCCAGUCCCGAAUUUUGGAUCAGUAUACAGGUCUAUUCCAUUGAGUUAGUUGAAAAUUUGGCUAAGGCCCGAUUCUUCUUAGUGUUGGUUGUGUAAAGUUCAGUCCUUAUUGAUGAUGUUAUUUACCAACACAGAUGAACUUGCAUGCCUAAGUAGAGGUAGAUGUUUGUACUAAAUGGUGUACAUGUGAGUUUGCAGAUAUGGGAAAUUGUGAGAGUGAAUCUUAUUGUCAAUAUUGUAUUGCUUAAUUUGUAGGCUUUAAGUUUAAGGUGGUUGUGAUGUGACAGUGGGAAAAACAUUUUAAUGUACUUUUGUCUUCUUUAUAUAAUAUAGAACAGAUUAUAGACAUAAAGGAGUUGUAUUCAAAUGUACAGAAGACUUACAUUUGUAGUGUAUUGUGUCAUACUUUCUUCAGGAAAGAGAGAAUUCAGAUUCCCUUUUUUUGAAAUCCUUUUUUAUUGAAAUCAUUCCUCAAGAUUCAACACAUGAUACAGUCUAAAACGACUGUACUGGCCAAAUAUACCAGACGUCAGGUGUUUUUUGUAUAAUAGACUACUUUUGACUCACAAAUUGUACAAAUUUCAAAGACAAUCAACAGCGCAGAAGAUACUUCUGCUCUUGUGCUCUAAUGCCAUAUUAGAAUUUGUGUUGUAAAAAAAAAGAUCAGUCGUUCUUUAAAUCUAGAAGAAACAAAAUGUAAAGUGAGAAAAAAAAACUGUUUGAAUGUUUACAAAGAAAUUUGUAUGUUGAGGGUAAUA
Messenger RNA from Branchiostoma floridae (Florida lancelet), 9259 nucleotides. Its product is annotated as ATP-binding cassette sub-family A member 2-like. Gene Ontology annotation, cellular component: intracellular membrane-bounded organelle; membrane. NCBI's taxonomy places the organism in Eukaryota, Metazoa, Chordata, Leptocardii, Amphioxiformes, Branchiostomatidae. Bases 467 to 7951 code for a protein of 2494 amino acids. The transcript is spliced from 54 exons. The record is from RefSeq and is a predicted model, not a curated record. Gene Ontology annotation, molecular function: lipid carrier activity; ATP hydrolysis activity; ABC-type transporter activity. Gene Ontology annotation, biological process: transmembrane transport; lipid transport.